Molecule: messenger RNA, 1026 nt
Organism: Aspergillus aculeatinus CBS 121060
Lineage: Eukaryota; Fungi; Ascomycota; Eurotiomycetes; Eurotiales; Aspergillaceae
Product: cardiolipin synthase
Exons: 5
Coding region: 1-1026 (341 amino acids)
Biological process (GO): cardiolipin biosynthetic process
Cellular component (GO): membrane; mitochondrion
Molecular function (GO): cardiolipin synthase activity
Source: RefSeq, a predicted model, not a curated record
AUGACAGUCAUCAUGGCUUUGCAGGGAUCUAUACGGGCCUCUAGGCAACUCCCCCGCUUGCCUUGCGUGCUCCCAUUCCCGUCUCUCGGACAUGGCUCCGUGCCCAGGAAAGGAUCGCAGACGCUGCAAGUAGCUGGAGCGCGUAGCUUCUCGGCCCUCGCGCCAGGCUGUCGCUCGCCGUUGACUCAGGCAAGCUUACGAAUGAAGAGAAGUAGUAAUCUCUGUACAAAGGAGUCGUCGCAGUGGGCACGGUUCACUGUCCAGCAGAAAAGAUGGUCGGCGCAGAAGUCGACCGACCCGAAAGAGACCCAAAACACUGAGCCCAAGUCCAAAACUGCGGCUAUUCUGUCUAAGAUCCCUAGACCCACCACCCACGAGAACAUCUACACUGUUCCCAACAUCCUCACUCUCACCCGUUUAGUUGCGGCUCCUUUGGUAGGAUACUUCCUCGUGCAAGGCCACCACACGGCUGCAUUGGGUCUGUUCGCAUACGCCGGCAUCACGGAUCUUGUGGAUGGCUGGAUUGCACGCCGAUGGAACUUGCAAACGGUCGUCGGGACGAUCAUCGAUCCCAUGGCUGACAAGCUACUGAUGACGAUCGGUGUCGCUUGUUUGGCUGUCAAUGGAUCUAUUCCUGUCUGGCUCGCCAUCAUUAUCCUCGGCCGUGACGUUGGCCUGGCGCUCUCGGCCAUCUACUACCGAUGGAUCUCUCUUCCUCCGCCCAAGACCAUGGCCAGGUACUGGGAUUUUUCUCUCCCCUCUGCCGAGGUCAAACCCACGACAGUCUCCAAGGUCAACACUGCGUUGCAGCUUCUCCUCGUGGGUAGUGCAAUCGGGAUGCCCGUGCUUCCAGAGACGGUGAUUGAUGCGUGGCAUUUGAAGGAAGCCAUGACCGCAUUUCAAUACCUCGUUGCCGGAACCACGAUCUGGUCCGGUCUCAGCUACGUGUUUUCCAAGGACGCCGUCAAGAUCUUGACGAAAGAGGAGGUCCAGAAGCGCAUUGCUCGAGCUGCGGGGAAGAAGUAA